Messenger RNA from [Torrubiella] hemipterigena, 2211 nucleotides. Lineage: Eukaryota; Fungi; Ascomycota; Sordariomycetes; Hypocreales; Clavicipitaceae. The record is from the annotation of a GenBank genome assembly.
CUCGAUUUCGGCAAAACACCUCGAAUGCGCAUGUAGUUGCACAGCUGGAAUGGUAUAGAAUACAUAGUCGAUAAAGAAUCACAGCGCAGGCGAUAAACGCCCCCGGCGCACUGCUUCUUAUCAACUAUGGAGGCUUCCCCAGACGCGCCUGGUUCAGCAACUGGUCUGCCAACGCCCUCGACAGUGGAAGAGACCAGAAUGCCGAUACCUGCCAAGAAGUUUAAAGCUUCCGACCUCCCUCUACCUUCAGCGACCCGUUCAGCGAUCGAAUCCCUUGCGCGAAGCUUCAAAAAGGAAGGCGCCUACGACACUAUAAGAAAGCAAGUCUGGGAAAAGUUUGAGGCUAGCGACUACGAAGCACAAGUCACUAAAGCGAUCCUCGAAGUGGCCGAACAAGAGGUUGAACGCAACCCGCAGCAACUGUUAACUCUGGACCGUCGCAAGGCGGCUGCACUGAUUGACGGUGCUCUAGAGCGAUCUGGAGUAUAUCAGAAGGCUGAAGAUGUCAUUGCACAACUGAUUGAUGUUGAUGCAAUCGAGCGGAGCAUUCGAGAAAUUAGGCGGAAUGAAGUAGGCGAGGAAGUCGCGGAGGGCGAACGCUCUCGCGGUGCAAAGACCGACCUUGAGUACGAAGCAGAUACACAAGCAAGGCGAGACGAACGCGAACGUAUACGAGAGGAGCUACGACAAAAAGAAGCCGCCAUCGAGGAAGAAAAGAAGCGAAUCGAGGACGAGGAACGAAAGCGCGAAGAAAGAGAAGCUGAGCUUGCUGAAAUCAAACGCAAGGCUGAGCGUGACGAGCGAAGACGGAAACGUGAAGACGAGCAAAAGGAGCGCGAGAGGCAGCGUGACCUGGAGAGGGAGAAGCGCCACAAGGAACGGGAACGCAGAGAACGCGACGACGGCGGAGCCCGUGAUCGUGAUCGCGACCGAGACAGAGAUCGUGACCGAGACCGAGACCGCGACAGAGACCGUGAUCGUGACAGAGAUAGAGACAAACCUCGUACAUCGGAUCGCCCAGCGGGGGAUAGCAAAGCGGCUACGAAAGACUUGUCCAAAGAAGAGCUCGAACGACUCGAGCAGGAAGCCUUGGAAGACCUGCUUCGAGAAAGCAGCCGUUCCGCUCCGAAGCAAGAGAUGGAGGUUGACUCUGCUCUGGCGCCGCCACCCAGAAAGAUUGCACCGGCUUCAGCAAUUGAUCCCAUCCGGCGGGACUCCCGCAAAGGGUCCGAGUUACGCGAUGAUCGACGAUCUAGUAGAAGUAUAUCGCGAGCUCGCGAACGAGACCGAGAUUGGGAUAGGGACAGAGAUCACGACAGACGGCGUGAUAGAAGUCGUGGAGAUGAUGAUAGGAGAUACGAGAGAAGAUCACGGUCCCCGAGACGCGAUCGUAGCCGUUCUAGAGGCAAGUUUGUGCGUGACCGCUCACGAUCUAGAACCAGGCGCGACAGAAGCCGAUCUCGUCUGCGCCGUGAUGACCGCAGCAGAUCAAGGACACGUCGCGAUCGCAGCCGAUCCAGAAGACGGAGCCGGUCUGUUCGCAGAGACCGCACUCGUUCUAGAACAAGGCGUGAUAGCCGGGACAGGAGAGAUCGCUCUCGGUCACGACGGCGCAGAGAUAGUCGCUCGCGCACGAGACGAGAGCGUACCAGGUCCCGAAGCAGGGGAGCUGAUCGCUACGAACCGCGCGAUAGAGACAGGCGAAGCCGAUCACGGUCUCGUGGUCCCAUCUCCGCCACAAAAGAAGAAUUGGAGGAGCGCAAGUUGGAAGAGGUCAAGAAACGUGAAAAGGAGGCUAAAGCCUACCUUGCUGCACAAAAGGAUGCCCGCGAAAAGGGCCUCCCCAUCCCUGGAGUUGAUGAUAAACGUCCUGGAUGGGAUGACCGUCGUCGCAGUCGGUCUCGCAGCAGGAGUCGCGAUCGUUACCGCGACGCAGACCGGGAGAGAGAUCGUGAUAGAGAGAGAGAUCGUGACAGAGACCGCGACCGCGACCGCGACCGAGACCGAGAUCGUAGUAGAGAUCGUCGUGAUAGGGAGCGGGAUCGAAGUCGAGAGCGCAGAGAUAGGGAUAGGGACAGGGAACGAGAGCGUGAACGAGACGACAGAGACCGGGACCGAGACAGACAUGACCGUCGCCGUGAUCGAAGCUCAUCUCUUCGUCGGGACAGGCGAGAUGGAAGCCGUAAUAGGAGGCGAUCAAGAAGCCCCUAG